AUGUGGUACGACGAUGCGAAGCUCCACCGGUGGACGGCGCAUCACCCCAUGUAUGCCGGCCCUGGCGAAGCGUCGGAGCGCUUCGGCGACAUGGAUGUUGCGCCGCACCUGUGUGGCCUCGUGUGGGCCAUAUUCAUGAGUUUGUUUGCCUGGUGCUUCUACCAGCUGCUAGGCGGGCCCGAGCUGCGAGGUGACAGACACUUUGAGGAGUGGACGAUGCAGUUUGAUGAGAACCUUGCUGGCGCUCUCUAUGCUGAGGAGCGCAACUCGCGUUCGCGCAGCAGCGUGCUCCGGGGAGACUGGGACAGGAUCAUGGGUGUUGCUUCAACGUUGACCGACUACUAUCGGAACAACAUGUCGGUGGUGGACAAGACCAACUACCCGGCGUAG
This is a messenger RNA of Leishmania braziliensis MHOM/BR/75/M2904, 390 nucleotides long. RefSeq lists its product as hypothetical. The transcript has a single exon. Lineage: Eukaryota; Euglenozoa; Kinetoplastea; Trypanosomatida; Trypanosomatidae. The record is from RefSeq and is a predicted model, not a curated record. Bases 1 to 390 code for a protein of 129 amino acids.